UUGCUGUGUGACAGACCCCUUCGGACGUGUUGGUUUGAAGAAAGUAAACGUUGUUUUGUAGGUUUAGCUCUGCCCUGUUUACUGAUUAUCCGCUAGCGUUUGAACUGGCCACUUUCACAUCACUUUCGGGGGCAAGGGAACAAAAUCCUACACAUUUCAGAUUAGUAGCUGGCAACGUUGGCAAGGGCAAAUGAAUUGGCAGUAACAGGAUAUGCGAUGUGACUGGCCCGACUGUACCCAAACUUGUUUCCGUCUAUGUGUGAAGGGCAGCGCGGGGAUCCGAACUCGGCGCCAUGGAGGGGAAAGAGGCGAGUUUCUCCGACCGCUACGAACCGGUGGCCGAGAUCGGGGAGGGGGCGUACGGUAAGGUUUACAAGGCCAGAGACAGGAACAACGAAGGUCGCUUCGUGGCUCUGAAGAAAGUGCGAGUUCAGACCGGGGAAGAAGGGAUGCCUCUCUCCACCAUCCGGGAGGUGGCUGUACUGAGGCAACUCGAGUCCUUCGAGCAUCCCAACGUGGUCAGGUUAUUUGAUGUAUGCACCGUAUCUCGAACAGACCGAGAGACAAAAUUGACUCUUGUUUUCGAACAUGUUGAUCAAGAUUUAACUACCUAUUUGGAGAAAGCCCCUGCACCUGGAGUUCCUCCCGAAACAAUUAAGGAUAUGAUGUUCCAGCUGCUUCGUGGACUAGACUUUCUUCAUUCACAUCGUGUGGUUCAUCGAGACUUGAAGCCCCAAAACAUACUUGUAACCAGCACUGGCCAAAUCAAGCUGGCUGAUUUUGGCUUGGCACGCAUCUAUAGUUUCCAGAUGGCACUUACCUCAGUGGUUGUCACUUUGUGGUACCGGGCACCAGAAGUUCUGCUGCAGUCUAGUUAUGCAACACCUGUUGACCUAUGGAGUGUUGGCUGCAUAUUUGCAGAAAUGUUCCGUCGAAGUGCCCUUUUCCGUGGUAAUUCAGAUGUUGAUCAAUUAGGAAAAAUUUUUGAUGUACUUGGUCUUCCAAGUGAGGAUGAUUGGCCUCUAGAUGUGGCGCUACCAAGAGAUGCAUUUUCAACACGAUCUCCACAACCAAUACAGGACUUAGUGCCAGAGAUAAAUGAGCCAGGGAAAGACCUGCUGCUGAAAUUUUUAACCUUUAACCCAGAGAAGAGAAUAUCUGCUUUCAGUGCACUGUCUCAUCAAUAUUUUAUGGACCACGAGAAAUACACUGAAAAUCAGAACUUGUGUCUGUCUCCAAACCAGUCAUCUUCAGAGGGGAACACUGCUUAACACCUGCUAGAAGAACACAAGGCUGCAAGAUGUGCUGAUUUCUUAGGCGAUUUCAUUUGUCAAGCAUUGAAUUCUUGGUCAUACAUUAUACUCUCGCAAAGAUUACUUGACAACUCAAAUAUUUUACAGUAUGACACAAUCUCAUCAGUAUGCUGCUUUUAAAAUAUGCCUCUUAUUUGUGCUUUCUUGAUUAUAUAACCCAUUGGAGGUUUACUGUUAAUGAAACAAUGCAAAAACUGUUGCGGCUCCUCCGCCACAUCAUCCCUAUCCAUCCUGCCCCAGGAAAUUUCUGGACUCAGUUAGCUGCUGUCUAUUCACAAAUGCUGCAAAAUCUUGUUACCUGAAUAUGGCGUGCUGCAAAUGUGAAGUAUUUGGAAAAAUGGAAUAAAGUCACUGCCAAACUACCGAAUACCAUCACUGCCAAUCCUGCCAGAGUUUUUUCUCCAGCUGCUAUGGCCAGAAUUUGAACGUUAUAAGAUAAGGCAUAUUAAAUGUCCUCACUGAAGAAUGUAGUUUUUUUUUUAAAUGAUCUUUAAAUAAUAAACCAUUAAAGGUGAAA
Stegostoma tigrinum is the source of this 1830-nucleotide messenger RNA. It is a transcript of the gene cdk6, whose product is annotated as cyclin dependent kinase 6. The transcript is spliced from 8 exons. Gene Ontology annotation, cellular component: cyclin-dependent protein kinase holoenzyme complex; cytoplasm; nucleus. The record is from RefSeq and is a predicted model, not a curated record. Gene Ontology annotation, molecular function: cyclin binding; ATP binding; cyclin-dependent protein serine/threonine kinase activity. NCBI's taxonomy places the organism in Eukaryota, Metazoa, Chordata, Chondrichthyes, Orectolobiformes, Stegostomatidae. Bases 294 to 1271 code for a protein of 325 amino acids. Gene Ontology annotation, biological process: G1/S transition of mitotic cell cycle; regulation of G2/M transition of mitotic cell cycle; protein phosphorylation.